AUGCCCUAUGAGCCCCUUCCUUCACUCUUCCCAGGCACUCUUGAGGAGGAGGUGGAGGAGGAGGAAGUGGUCGCACCUCCUGGGGGGGACAGUGGUGUUGCCGUCUGUGAUGAUCAUCGACGAGCAGUGCCUUGUGACUUAGCAGCUGCAGGACGAGAGCAGCAUGGAUGGAGUGCAGCAGAGUGGGGGACAAGAGACAGGGGAGCAGCAGACAGGGGAGCAGCAGAUUGGGGAGGAGCAGAUAGGGGAGGAGCAGAUUGGGGAGCAGCAGACAGGGGAGCCGCAGACAAGGGAGCAGGAGAUGUGGGGAAUUAG
Messenger RNA from Closterium sp. Naga37s-1, 315 nucleotides. The record is from the annotation of a GenBank genome assembly. NCBI's taxonomy places the organism in Eukaryota, Viridiplantae, Streptophyta, Zygnematophyceae, Desmidiales, Closteriaceae.